AUGCCCAGAGCUCACGACCAUUUUCACGGUCGGCAUUACCACGCUGAGCGCACAACUGGCCCUGUCAAGGCGCUCAAUCCGACGAAGAGAUAUCUUGUCGCCGACAAGAAGACACCCAAUGCCGAGUCUGACACUGGAAAAGAAUCUCGUCCGAGUGCUGAGAGCCCCGGGGUCGCGUAUGUCUGGAGGAGUCGCGAUAACAGGAAAGGACGACAUGCGCUGGCUAUCAGUGUUGAUCCUCACAAGCAUGAAGCAACAAAAGGACCGAGGCCGUCCAAUUCGUAUCAUCAGACUCUCCGCGGUAUCUUGAAGAUGUUUCUCAGAUACCCUGUCUGGGAUGUAUCGUACGAUGUCGCAGUCGUCUUCACAAUAGCGGAUUCACCGGGGAAAGACCGCAUGUGGUCUUGGUGGCCGACGUGGUAUGAACUACGAACGCAUUAUUUCUUCGACAUCGGCUUCUUGGCCUGUUCUUCCCAAACAUUCGGCGCCACGGUAUUCUGGAUAUCAGGCUUCACAGCCUUGCCGCCUAUACUCAACAAUCUCUCUACACCAGCUGAAAACGGCGUGUACUGGCUCCCUCAGGUGAUUGGCGGCACGGGCUUCAUCGUCUCAAGUAUCCUGUUCAUGGUCGAAGUUCAGCCGCGAUGGUACAUUCCAGCGCCGGGGGUACUAGGAUGGCAUAUCGGACUAUGGAACUUGAUUGGUGCUAUUGGCUUUACUCUUUGUGGUGCGCUGGGCUUCGGCAUUACGCAUCCGGGUGUUGAGUACGCGCUCACGCUCUCGACAUUCAUAGGUUCAUGGGCAUUCCUUGUAAGUCUGACGGCACUCUCUGAGACAUGGGACUAA
This is a messenger RNA of Fusarium musae, 846 nucleotides long. RefSeq lists its product as uncharacterized. The record is from RefSeq and is a predicted model, not a curated record. Bases 1 to 846 code for a protein of 281 amino acids. The transcript has 2 exons. Lineage: Eukaryota; Fungi; Ascomycota; Sordariomycetes; Hypocreales; Nectriaceae.